This is a messenger RNA of Drosophila guanche, 4174 nucleotides long. RefSeq names its product putative mediator of RNA polymerase II transcription subunit 12 (gene tara). The transcript is spliced from 2 exons. Bases 594 to 3578 code for a protein of 994 amino acids. Gene Ontology annotation, molecular function: transcription regulator activity. The record is from RefSeq and is a predicted model, not a curated record. Gene Ontology annotation, cellular component: nucleus. NCBI's taxonomy places the organism in Eukaryota, Metazoa, Arthropoda, Insecta, Diptera, Drosophilidae.
CGACCAGUUUAUUUGUGAUUUUAACACGGCAGCCAGAGGUUCACGUCGCUCUCCGCUCCGUGUGUCCGCCAGAGCCAGAGCCAGAGCUCCAAUACGAAAACGACGUAAAAAUCACCAUCAGCAGUAGCGCGCGUAAUUCAAAGUUAUCAUCAUCAAACAGUCCCAAAAGCAAUUCGAGACAAAAAGUGCUCCAAAAUAAUAAUUAUUAACUGAAUUAAAUGUGUACCAGAAUAAAAUCAGAAUAAAAAAGUGACCAACAAUUUAAUGUUAAACGGAACACAAAACAUUACAAAGUUUAUAACUUUGAAUACUGAAAUUAGCUAAGAAAAUGUCAUCUGGUGUUCAGUGCUGUGUUGCCGCUUUGGUCCAGGCGGCAGGCUGCUACUCCUCCUGCUCCUCCCUGGGACACCUGCUGGCCGCCCUUUGAGACCGCCAAAGGAUUCUCCCACUUUCAGUGACUUAACCGCAGUUGGAAAGCGAUAGAUCUGGACACAAACUACCGCAAAAAGAACUUUUAUUCCGUUUAACGUUUCUAUCCAUUGGAUAUAAACAUUGUGAACUUUAAGUCAUCCUUGAGAACGGCCCAGCCGAAAAUGUGCACAGAGGUAAAUUCAGCGAUGGGUCUUCAAGCAACAGCCGCCACGAAGCGGAAGCAUGAGCUGACCUUUGACAGCAAGGAUGCCAACACCACCUACACGGGCAACUGUGCCCCGCCCCCCCACAAGGCCAACAAAUGGGCCAUAAGCAACAACAACUACCUGGAAUCGCUGGAAGAGGAGCAGCAGCAGCAGCAGCAGCAGCAGCAGCAGGGAGAGACAACUGUGGUGGAGUCGAACAACAAUCACAUCAUCAUUGUCGAUGCCGAGUCCAAGCUCGAGAGCAGCAGCAGCGGCAGAAGCAGCAUCGCCCUCACGAAUGGUAGCGAAGUUACUAGCGUAAAGAGCCAGUCGGAGGUGCCACUGCCACCGACGGCAAGUGCCGCCAUCCCGGAGGACAACAUCGCCAAGCUGGAGGUGGUGGCCGCCGUGCCCUGUGAGCCCUGGAGCGGUGCUGCCUCGGUGUCUGUCAGCAGCAGCAGCAAUCCACCGUCUGUGAUUGGUGGGGGUGCCGAGGAUUGCAUCUCCAAGCUGCAGGCUGUGGCCGUGCCCAGCGAUCCGUGGGGCAGCAUUGCCACACGCUCCACGCUGGCCACGACGCUCCUCAGUGCCGAUGAGCUGGACGAUGACGAUGAUGACUUUGAGGAUGAUUACGAGGAGGAGGAGAGCAUCAUACCCACCUACUGCCCCAUGCGGUAUCAUCCGUUUGUGCCGCUGCCACAUCCGCUUCCGCACCAGCUGCCAGCCGCCCAUCCCCAUCCCCUCCAGCAGCAGCAGCAAGCGGCAGUGGUGCAGCAGCAGCAGCACCACCAACAGGCGGUGGUGCAACAGCAGCAGCAGCAGCAGCAGCAGAGGAGUAGCUAUGCCCCCGGGUAUGGCAGUCGGCAGCCCAACUACUACUCGGAGCCCUUCCCACAGCAGAAUUGCUCACGGACCGGAGGCCCCCAGCACAUGACGCAGCCCACGCCCCAACAGCCGCAGCAGCAGCAACCCCAGCAGCCUCGAGGAUUCGCCCCACCCCAGUGGACCACAGGAUCGGCAGCUCCCACCUCGCCCUCGGGUCAGCAGUUCUACGAUAGCGCGAGUCCCAGUGGAGCGGCACCCGCAUAUCCCCAACAGCAACAGCAGCAGCAGCAGCAGCAGCCAGCGGCACCCCAGCAGACGAUCCGCUGUGCGGAGAACGGCAAAUCGUACCUGGAUCUGGGCUGCAGCAGUGCGGCGGGCGCGGCAGUGGCCAGCAGUCCGUCGACAGCCGCCUCGCCCAUCAGUCCGCCUCCAUCCACGGCGCCAGUGGCUCCGUUUGCUGGUCUGCCUGGUCUGCAUGGUCUGCCCCUGAAGCGGUGCUGCGACGGUCGCGCCGGCGGCUGGUGCAGCGCCAACAGGAGCUGCUACAAGGACACUCGCCUGAAGAUACGCAAUCUGUCGAUGUUCAAGCUCUCCCGCUUCCGGCAGGUGUCGGAGCAGUCGCUCUACCGAUCGGUGCUCAUCUGCAACACCCUGAAGCGCAUCGAUCGGGAGAUCGAGGCAGAGGCCAAGGAGCUGCAUCAGGCGGCGCAGCAGCACCAUCAGCAGGCGGCGGCAGCAGCAGCAGCCGCAGCAGCAGCAGCGGCCCAAGCAGCGCAAUAUCAUCCGGCCUAUCAGCAGCAGCAGCAAUCCCCGCCAGCGUCGCAACUUCAUCCGCAUCCACAUGCCCAGCAGCAGCAGCAGCAGCAGCAGCAGCAGCAGCAGCAGCAGUUGGAGUAUGCCCCAGUGCUGAAUUGUGCGCGUUUGGCCAACAUGGAUCACUACCAGCAGCUGAGUUUCCAGCCGCAACAGCAGCAGCAACUCAGUGGCUACCACGAGAGAUUGGAGCCACAGCCAGCUGCGGCCUACAGGGGUGCAGGAGGAGUUGUGGGAGUGUCGGGAUUCCAGGGGCAAGCCAACAACUGUGAUACGUCAGCGAGCAACAGCCAAGCUGCAGGAGCGGCAGCUGGGGCAGCAGCGGGAGGUGCAGCAGCAGCAACGAGCGGGAGCAGUCUACAUCCCUACGAUCAUUAUCCCUUUCGGGAGUCGCAAUCUGGACGUGCCACACCGUUUCCCGCCUGCCCCACAACCUCCUCAGCAGCAGCAGCAGCAUCCGCAGGAGCAACAUCCACAGCAGCAGCAGCAGAGCCACCAACAGCGGCAACAACAGCCGCGAGUCCUGUGGGCAGCAACAGCAGUUCCUCAGCAGCUUCCAGCGCACCCAGUAAUAGCUCCUCCAAUGCCUCCAGCAACAGUUCCAGCCUUAGCCUGCCACCAAGAAGCAGUGGCAGUGCCACCAGCAGUGGCAGCACUUCGCCCAGCAGCAACAACAACACCAGCAGCAGCAGUGGGAGCAACACAGUGAGUCCUGGCAGCAGCGACACCAGCGAUUCGGGCUAUGCGGACGAUGACUCGACGCGUUCCAUCAACUGGAGCUCGGUGCUCAGCCUGAGCUCCCAGUCCGCGCUGGAUCCGCUGAACAACAACGAUCUGUUCAACAUUCUGCCAGCGGCAGCCACGCCCACAGCAGUACCCGUGUCUGUGGCAGCAGCAGCCUCCAGCACCGCCUCCACGCUGGCCUUCAGUGGCAGCUUUACCACGGUGCAGGCGGGCUCCAGCGGCAGCGGCAGCAGCAGCAGCGGCAGCGGCAGCAGCUCCAGCAGCAGCUCAAACAGCAGCGCCUCAUCCACGACAGCAACCUUCACCACCCUGUCGACCAUCUCCUCGGCCACCCACUCCCUGACGUCGUCGUAUGUGAGCAGCAUCAGCUCGGGUGUCAGUGCGGGCGCCAAUACGUGGGAGUACGGAUUCCUGGACAUGGAGUUCGGCCUCGGGUCGGAGUUCACGGAGCUGGUGCCCAGCUGCAAGCUUUCCUCGGACGAGCUCUUCAAGAGCGGCCUCAGCGGACCAGUGGCCAGUGCGCGACUGCACCACGACAACGAACUGGAGCAACCCGCCCACAUUAUGGUCGGCAGUUAGUAUCAGUUGUAAACGACGACGACGACGACGGCGACGACACAGACAGGCGGUGCUGGUGGCGGUGGGGGAGCGGCGUGCUGGUCAUGCUGCCCCCACCAGCUCCGACAGGCCAAUAGAAAUUCCAAGCAGUAUUGAAAUGUGAAACAGUGGAAACAGAGAGACAGAAAGAGAGAGAGAGAGAGAGAGAAUUAUGCUCAGGUUGUGAAAGUGCAUGAAUUAUACAAUAUCCCUUGAAAUGUACACCUCCUCCCUCUACACACCUCUUCCUUCCACACAGAGAGAGAAACACAGAAGAAGAGCUAAGUGAAAAAGGAAAAAGGAAAACCCCCAGACAGACACAGAACAGAUCGCAGAAGCAAAAGCAAAAAGCAAAACUAUUAGCUAAUUUUUGUAAGUGUAAAUAAGGAGAAGAAAUGUUAGAUGUAACUACAAGAACGCGAUUAUAUAUAUAUAUAUAUAUAUAUAGGCAUAUUUAGGAAUGUACUAUUAGCUUUGUUAGUUGCAAUUGUUGUUUGCCAGGCGAGAGAUAGGGAUGAAGAAAUCACUAAAAAACCAAAACAAAAACACCAAUUUAGUAAUUUGCAAGAAAGAAACAC